Messenger RNA from Penicillium maclennaniae, 1161 nucleotides. Its product is annotated as magnesium transporter CorA family protein. Gene Ontology annotation, biological process: intracellular magnesium ion homeostasis; magnesium ion transmembrane transport. Lineage: Eukaryota; Fungi; Ascomycota; Eurotiomycetes; Eurotiales; Aspergillaceae. The transcript has a single exon. Gene Ontology annotation, molecular function: magnesium ion transmembrane transporter activity. The coding region runs from base 1 to 1161 and encodes 386 amino acids. Gene Ontology annotation, cellular component: plasma membrane. The record is from RefSeq and is a predicted model, not a curated record.
AUGGAGAAACAACACACGACGUCUGUCGAGGUGCUAGACCGAUUCAGCUUAUUUUCCUCACAGACCCUCAAAGCAACCACUUCACCAACAUGGGACGGUCUCUUCCCUGACGGCAACCUAGACCACAUCUUCCAAGAGACCCAAAAGACACGACCAGACCCAUCCCGUCCAAUCUGGUGGUUUGAUAUUCGAGAUGCAACCGAUGCAGACGUCGGUCUCAUCUCACAGGCCCUUUCCAUCCACCCGCUCACAGCAGAGGACAUCGCCAUUCGGGAACCCCGCGAGAAAGUCGAGGUCUUCAAAAACUACUACCUCAUCUCAUUCCAGACUAUCGUCGACAACUAUAAAAGGGAGUGCGAGAAGCCCGAUAUCCCAGCUACAGCUGAGAUAUACAUUCUCGUCUUCCAGUAUGGCGUCGUGACCUUCUCGCCAAGCGGAUGCAAGCACGUUGAUCGGGUUCGUGAUCGAGUGCGCAAAAUGCACGAUUGGACUAUUCUCUCAAGCGACUGGAUCUGCUACGCACUGAUGUACGUCCGUUCCGUCCACUCUCUAGAAGCAACGACUGACAAGCCCAGCGACGACAUCGUCGACAGCUUCGAGCCAUUUACUCGCUCCGCGGAAAUAGAAUCCGAAGCAAUAGAAGACCAAGUAUAUUGUGCACGUGUCGACGACGUGAAAACCCUCAUCCCACAAGUCAACGUUCUACGCAAGAAAAUCACCCACAUUAUUCGCUGUCUCCAUGGUAAAGUGGAUGUACUCAAUGGCUUUGUCAAACGCUGCCAAUCACCUGAUAAGCCUCCCGUCUUCCCAGACGGCGAUUUACUGCUUUAUCUCGGCGACGUGCAAGAUCAUCUCAUCACGACGCUGUCGACUCUGAGUCACAUUGAUGAGAUUAUCGGACGCAGUCAGGCGAAUUCGCUGGCACAGCUCAGUGCGACCAAUCUUAGGGUCAGCUAUAAUAUCAACUCAGUCAUGAGUAAGGUUACAGUGUUAGCGACCAUGUUUGUUCCCUGUCAUCUUGUGACGGGGAUGUUCGGAAUGAACGUGAACGUGCCCGGCCAGGACACUGCAGGAUUGUCGUGGUUUUUUGGGAUCGUUGGGGCUUUUGUGGCCUUUAUGAUUGUCUGUAUGGCUGUUGCGGCGAAGUUGAGGCUUCUAUGA